This is a messenger RNA of Prunus persica (peach), 1378 nucleotides long. RefSeq names its product DNA-(apurinic or apyrimidinic site) lyase. Gene Ontology annotation, molecular function: DNA-(apurinic or apyrimidinic site) endonuclease activity; double-stranded DNA 3'-5' DNA exonuclease activity; phosphoric diester hydrolase activity. Gene Ontology annotation, biological process: base-excision repair. The record is from RefSeq and is a predicted model, not a curated record. Lineage: Eukaryota; Viridiplantae; Streptophyta; Magnoliopsida; Rosales; Rosaceae. Gene Ontology annotation, cellular component: nucleus. Bases 55 to 1134 code for a protein of 359 amino acids. The transcript is spliced from 9 exons.
GGACUUUGUACUAGUAGGGAACGAACACUGUUGGAGCUCAGAGCCUGGGAGACGAUGAAACGUUUCUUUCGACCAGUAGAGAAAGAUGGGUCCGCCAAAAAGCCUACUCUUUCAUCUUCUUCAGAAAAUGGAGAAAUUUCAGGGGAGGGCAGCAAGAAAGAGCCACUUAAGUUCAUAACGUGGAAUGCCAAUAGCUUUCUUCUCCGGGUUAAGAAGAACUGGCCUGAGUUCACUAAGUUCAUCACGAGCUUUGACCCAGAUGUCAUUGCAAUACAGGAAGUAAGGAUGCCUGCUGCUGGUUCAAAGGGUGCACCUAAAAAUCCAGGAGAGUUGAAAGAUGACACUAGCUCAUCACGGGAAGAAAAGCAGAUACUAAUGCGUGCCUUGUCAAGUCCGCCCUUUGGAGAUUAUCGUGUUUGGUGGUCUCUUGCAGAUUCAAAGUAUGCAGGGACUGCAUUGUUUGUAAAGAAGUGUUUCCAACCACAAAAAGUAUUUUUCAAUCUUGACAGAAAAGCUUCAAAGCAUGAACCAGAUGGCCGGGUCAUCUUAGCUGAAUUUGAGACCUUUAAUUUGUUGAAUACAUAUGCUCCAAACAAUGGUUGGAAGGAGGAAGAAAAUUCAUUCCCAAGGAGACGAAAAUGGGAUAAAAGGAUUUUAGAGUUUGUUCUGCAGUCUUCAGAUAAGCCUCUCAUAUGGUGUGGUGAUCUGAAUGUUAGCCAUGAAGAGAUUGAUGUGAGUCAUCCAGAUUUUUUCAGUGCAGCAAAGCUUAAUGGUUACGUUCCUCCAGAUAAAGAGGAUUGUGGACAGCCUGGAUUCACCUUGGCUGAGAGGAAGCGUUUUGGUAACAUAUUGAAAGAGGGAAAGCUAAUAGAUGCAUACCGGUUCCUUCACAAGGAGAAGGACAUGGAGCGUGGCUUCUCCUGGUCUGGAAACCCCAUAGGAAAGUAUCGAGGUAAAAGGAUGAGAAUAGACUACUUCAUUGCUGCAGAAAAACUCAAAGAUAGGAUUGUUGCAUGUGAGAUGCAUGGGCUGGGGAUUGAACUACAAGGGUUCUAUGGAAGCGAUCAUUGUCCAGUCUCCCUUGUGCUUUCUGAAGGACGUGCCAAUUCCAAAGAAACUGAAUUAUCUGCGUAACAUGUAUCCAUACGUUACAAUGCCACUGUCAUGUUUUAGAGAAAAUUUACUUUCAAUCUGUAGUUCUGUACUAUAUGGAGGAUGCUAUUUAGGUUAGGUUUCCUUAAAGUUUCUCUAAUACUUUGACAACGUGAUAUGGGAAGAAAGAAGAGGGCAUAUUGCAGUGACAUUGAUUGGUGUUGUUCUAAUGAUUUAUGUAAAAUGAUUUGGCCCUUCAAUUUCAUGUUUCGUUUUUUUAAGAGAA